Lactuca sativa (garden lettuce) is the source of this 1067-nucleotide messenger RNA. Lineage: Eukaryota; Viridiplantae; Streptophyta; Magnoliopsida; Asterales; Asteraceae. The record is from RefSeq and is a predicted model, not a curated record.
UGCUCUUGAUUUGGCUCAAAAAGCUAAAGUGCAAUGGGCUAUUGACAGAGAUGAAAUCUCUAAAUAUUUUCAUGGGUUCAUAACUAGAAGAUGCAGCCAACGUGCAAUACAUGGUGUUUUUUAGAUGGUAACUGGAUAGAUGAGUCGAAUGAAGUUAAAAAGGAUUUUUUUCACACUUCAAGAACCAGAUUCUAUUCCUUCUCAACCACGUAUUCCUCUAGAUGAUAUUUUACGAAGAGACUUUCGGAGUUUCAACGGCAGUGAUUAGAAGAUAAUAUUUUGACGGAUGAGAUAAAAAGGGCAGUGUGGUAUUAUGGUUCCGAUAAAUCCCCUGGUCCAGAUGGAUUCAUAUUUGAUUUUUUUUCGUAAAUUUUGGCAUAUUGUAGGCCCAAAUGUAGUUAGUGCGGUCCUUGAAUUCUUUUCCUCAGCCAAGUUUACGAUUGGCUGUAAUCCCUCUUUUAUUGGUCUGAUUCCUAAGAUGGUGGAUGCCAGGUUUAUUAAAUAUUUUUGUCCAAUUAGAUUGAUCGGCUGCCGGUAUAAGAUUGUGGGGGGGAAAAUCCUUUCUAAUAGACUAAGUUAUGUGGUGGGUGACUUAGUAAGUAUUGAGCAAUCUGCUUUUGUUCGUGGUCGUCAGAUUCUUGAUGGUCCAAUGAUUUUAAAAGGAUUAAAUUCUUGGUGUAAUAACAAGAAAAAGAAGGCGAUGCUUUUUAAAGUAGAUCUUGAAAAAGCAUAUGAUUCGGUGAGAUGGGAUUUUCUUGGUGAUGUUCUUCAUGGGUUCGGUUUUGGGGAGCAUUGGAGGGAGUGCAUUACUGUAACAUCCCAAUUGUCAGAUCAAGAGGCUAGCAUCAAAGAAUUCGUGUGGAUCCAAAGUCUACUUCAGCUUGGGCACGUUUUGAAGGUACUUCCGGAGAUCAUGGCAAGGCGAAGGCUUGACCAUACCGCUCCUCAUCCAUAUGACUAUAUUUCUGGGACACUCUGAUGAAUAUUAUUUUGAAAACAUUUUGUAGAACACUAUUUGGUUUCAUGGUUGAAAAAGUUUUAAAUUUGGCUUAAAAUUUUUUUGAAUG